Seminavis robusta is the source of this 3443-nucleotide messenger RNA. NCBI's taxonomy places the organism in Eukaryota, Bacillariophyta, Bacillariophyceae, Naviculales, Naviculaceae. The record is from the annotation of a GenBank genome assembly.
ACUCAUUUUUCCAUUUUUCUACUUCUCCGUACUGGAAAGCAAUCAUCUCGAGAUCAAUUACCAAUCUUUCUGUCAAGCGUCGCAAGAGUGCCUGCAUUUAGACUUGAGACUACCAGUAUGAGUGCUUUGGACGACUUGUUUGGUGCCUUUGACGGCGAGGAAGUGUCGUCGAAUGACAAUGGCGGCAAGGAAAGUGAAGAAAAGAAAUCGGAGAGUAGUGGCGUUGCGUCAUCAACGGCGAACGAUGCGGCAAAGGACACUGUGAUGGAAGAUACGGAUGAAACGAAAAAAGAUUCUCCUGGAAAAAGUACAGCCUCCCUCUUUACAUCUGUCAUGUCCAAGGGAUUUUCGUCUAGCCAUGCCACCGAUGACGCAAAGGCAAAGCACGCACACGAACCAAAGAAGCCUGUGGAGGACAAAUCAGGGCUGCUCAAAAAGGGAGAAAUUUCCACGGGAACUUCACACGACAAGUCUGUCAGAUCCUAUUCUGCUUAUCCCAAGAAUGCCUCCUCCUUGAAAGGAAAACAAAAUGUGCCGCCUGACGAGAAACCUGCGAGAACUUAUCCUUUUGAAUUGGAUCCUUUCCAAAAACAGGCCAUUGAAUAUAUCAAGAGAAAUGAAUCGGUUUUGGUGGCUGCUCACACUUCUGCUGGAAAGACCGUCAUGGCUGAAUAUGCCAUUGCCAAGUCGCUCAAGGCGGGUCAGAGAGUUGUCUAUACGUCUCCCAUCAAGGCUCUCAGCAACCAGAAAUUCAGAGACCUCCAGGAGGAAUUUGGGGAUGUUGGACUAAUGACUGGAGAUAUCACAAUCAACCCAUCGGCUACGGCUCUGGUCAUGACUACAGAAAUCCUUCGAUCCAUGCUGUAUCGGGGAUCUGAGCUGAUGAGGGAGGUUGCCUGGGUUAUCUACGAUGAAGUUCAUUACCUUCGUGAUUCGGAGCGUGGUGUCGUGUGGGAAGAAUCCAUCGUUCUUUUGCCGCAUUUUGUUCGAUUUGUAUUUUUGAGUGCGACAAUCCCCAAUGCUUCACAGUUUGCAGAUUGGAUUGCAGCCAUCCAUCACCAGCCUUGUCACGUUGUCUACACCAACUACAGGCCAACACCACUGCAGCAUUUUGUUUUUCCUGAAGGCGGAGAUGGGCUCCACCUGGUGGUCGACGAACGAGGCAAGUUUCGAGAAUCAAACUUCCAACGAGCCAUGGCAACGCUCCAAUCAACAGAUGUCACAACCGCUGCUGUCGAUGCAGUGGCUGCCUCUGGGAAUGGCAGAAAGCGGAAACGUGGCAGUAGCAAUGGGAAAAAAGCUGGCGGACAAUUCGCUGACCUGAAACGGAUUGUGAGUCUCAUUAUGAGCCGAAACCUUAGCCCCGUGAUUGUCUUUUCAUUCUCAAAAAAAGACUGCGAAAGGUACGCCUUGGCAUUGAACAAGGAAGACUUUACAGACGAUGUGGAAAAAGACCUCGUAACGCAAGUCUACACAAACGCAAUUGGCUCCUUGAGUGAAGACGAUCGCAAACUCCCGCAGGUCGAGGCAUUGCUCCCCCUGUUGAAGCGAGGCAUUGGGAUCCAUCAUGGUGGGUUGCUCCCCAUUCUCAAGGAGGUUACCGAAAUCCUCUUUUCUGAAUCUCUUGUCAAAGUACUCUUUGCGACGGAAACUUUCUCCAUUGGGAUCAAUAUGCCAGCCAAGACUGUUGUGUUCACCAACACGAGGAAGUGGGAUGGGAAGGACUUUAGAUAUGUCACCACCGGAGAGUACACACAAAUGUCGGGAAGAGCUGGACGAAGAGGAAAGGACUUGAAGGGUAUCGUGAUCCAAAUGGUGGAUGAGAAGAUGGAGCCCACAGCUUGUAAAGAUAUGUUGUAUGGGCAGACUGAGACCCUCAACUCAUCAUACAAAAUCUCCUACAAUAUGCUGUUGAAUUUGAUGCGCGUCGAAGACGUUGAUCCGGAGUAUAUGUUGAGAGCCUCGUUCUAUCAAUUCCAGAGAGAGCAGGAUGCCCCUGCGCUGGUGUUACGAGCCGAGGAACUGGAGAAAGAAGCGAGUCAGGUCUCUGUAGGGGAGCCGGAGGAAGCCCAACUGGCACUGGAGUUUCACCAGAUGGAUCAACAGCUACUGGUAACAAGGAAAAAGAUCAAAGGCAUUGUGCACAAGCCGCAGUAUAUUUGGAAAUUCUUGCAACAACCUGGGAGAAUCCUGGAGGUCGUCAUUGACGGAGAGUCUUUUGGAUGGGGAGCUCUCGUGUCAUUUCAGAACAACCCAGGGGCAGACACUGGAAAAGAGUCAGACCCUUCGUUCACACUUCGCGUCUUGCUGAUGUGUGCUAGGCAGUCGGCGGAAGAAGAAGGAGACGAAAAGGAGAACGAAAGUGAGACCAGAUAUCGUCCCGGAAGAAUCGGGACAGACGACAACAAAAUCAUCGAAAUGCGCGAAUUUAUGAUCGGACACGUCAACGUAGAAAAGAUAUCGGCUGUUCGGAUCAUCAUGCCUCAAGAGGUCGCGACCUCUGCGGGGAGGAAGAAGGUGGAGCUAUCUCUUCGAGAACUCCAGAAGCGUUUCCCCAAUAACACCAUUCCCCUUUUGGACCCAGUGAAAGAUAUGGGUGUCACCGACGCUGCCCUGCAAACGCUGCUCAAUCGAGCUCAAGCACUUUGCGACCGGCUGUCGGAGCACAAGCUGGCAACCGAUUUCAGCGAAAGCAAGCGCGAAGAACUGUUGACAGCUUGCGAGACGAAGAUGGAUCUCGAAGAGCAAGCAAAUGUUCUGCGAGAGGAAGCUCGGGCAUGUCAAGUGAUAGACAUGAAGGAUGACCUGAAGAAGAUGAAAAGAGUGCUCAAGCGUUUGGGGCACGUCGACGUAAACGGCGUGAUCCAAACGAAGGGUCGAUGUGCUUGUGAGAUAAAUACGUCAAACGAACUGGUAGUUGUGGAAAUGAUCUUCACUGGAGUCUUCAAUGACCUUAGUCCGGAGCAGAUUGCGACACUCCUUUCUUGCAUGAUCUUCGACGAACGCGCAAAGGAAGACGAUGGUUCGAGCGGACUCAAGCCAUUUCUUCUGAAGCCGUUCCAAAAGCUCAGGGAAGUGGCCAAAACCAUUGCACUUGCGCAAAGUGCAUGCGGCAUUGAGACCGAUGCUGAUGAGUUCGUGCAGGCAUUCAAUCCUGGAAUGAUGGAAGCAGUGUACGCCUGGACGAAAGGUGCAAAGUUCGGGGAGGUUCAGAAGCUCACGGGCUCCUUCGAAGGAACAACAAUUCGCACUCUCAGACGUUUAGAGGAGUUGAUUCGACAAAUUGCAAGUGCCACGAAAGCAAUUGGGAAUUUCGAGUUGAUGGCAAAGUUCGAGAAAGCAGGGGAGAUGAUCAAACGAGACAUUGUGUUCUGCAACUCGCUGUACCUUUGAGUGAACGUCCGAUUGCUUAAUAAUAAUAAUAACGGAGUCCUUUACGAGUU